UACUUCUCACAGAUCAGUGCCUAAAGAUACUACUCGAGACUCACUCACCGAGUAUUUAAAAAUAAAUCUCAUUUUUAUAUACUCCCGAGUUAGAUCAGUUGUGAAGAAAAUAAGUGUGAAAAAACAUGGAUUUAAUCAUUAUGUCGUGCAUAGAUUUGCCGCAAAUUGGCCGGCAUCCAAUCAGUGGACCAUCAUAUAUUUGUAGAAAAUAAAAAUAAAGUGAUUUAAAAUUGACAAACUGUGAUUUUUAUGUCACAUAACUUGGAAUUGUGGAUAACAACAAAUCCCUUCGUUGCGUUUGGUGAUUAACAUGAAUGCUUUACAUUUAUAAGUUAGUUUAAAAUGACGUCGAUCAAGGAAGACGAGAAGAAGGAAAUCCCUGAAUUUAUACGUGAUCCUCAAACAAAUAGCACAUAUCAAAGGUUAAGAUUUUUUGGAAAGGGUGGCUUUGCAAAAUGCUACGAGAUCCAGGACAUGUCAAACGACCAGGUGUAUGCAGGGAAGAUAGUCUCCAAGAAGCUGAUGGUGAAAUCGAGUCAGAAGGAGAAGAUGGCGCAGGAGAUCUCCAUACAUCGCUCCUUGCAACACAAGCAUGUAGUCGGCUUCCACAGCUUCUUCGAAGACUCCCUUAAUAUCUAUAUUAUACUUGAACUUUGUAAGAGACGAUCCAUGAUGGAGCUGCACAAGCGGAGGAAAGCCAUCACAGAGCCGGAGACAAGAUUCUACAUGCACCAGAUCCUGCUGGGAGUGCAGUACCUGCACAGCAAGCGCAUCAUCCACCGUGAUCUAAAACUCGGGAACCUGUUCCUCGAUGACGACCUCCACGUCAAAAUUGGAGACUUCGGUCUUGCUGCACGGAUUGAAUAUGAAGGGGAGAGAAAGCAGACUCUAUGUGGCACCCCCAACUACAUAGCCCCAGAGAUCCUGACCAAGAAGGGGCACUCGUUCGAGGUGGACAUCUGGAGUCUGGGCUGCAUCAUGUACACACUGCUCGUUGGCAAGCCGCCGUUUGAGACGUCCACGCUCAAAGACACUUACAAGAGGAUCAAGCAGUGUGAAUACAGCGACGGCGUAUCACUCGCGAUGCGUGUGUGUUGCGCGGGCCCCUGGCAUAAGUUGGGUACUCGAUAUGCGCAGGCGGUGGUCGCCGAUAACACGGUCAACCAUCGACUCAGGAUCCCGUCAUCGCUGCGCAAGCCCGCAGCAUCGAUGAUAGUACUGCAACUGCAGUCGAACCCCGCGCGGCGGCCGUCGGUGGACAAGCUGUUGCAGCACGAGUUCUUCUCGUCGGGCAUCAUGCCGGCCGCGCUGCCGCUGUCGUGCCUCACCACCGCGCCCAGGACCGACCAGCUCGAGGGCGUCUCGCUGCAUCGCCGCCCGCUCAACGAGGUCAACACCAACGAUCACAUGGCGAUGGCUGUGGACUCGCCAAUGAAGCGCGAGCUGAACGCGGAGCCGCGAGCGGUGGAACCCAACUCGCAUCGCCAGAAUCUCAUCGCACUGCGGGACCAACUCGCGCGCCUGCUCUCUAAUAAGUUGAUGUGCCGGCCUGAAUGCCUGACAGACGAGCUGAGCGACCCGGCCGCGCAGCCGCUGGUGUGGGUGGGCAAGUGGGUCGACUACAGCGACAAGUACGGCUUCGGCUACCAGCUGUGCGACGAGAGCGUCGGCGUCAUGUUCAACGACACCACCAAGCUCAUCAUGCUGGCUAACGGCCUGAACGUGCACUACAUCAACCGGCAGGGCCAGGAGCAGUACAUGACGAUGCGCGAGUACCCGCCCGAGCUCGACAAGAAGAUGAAGCUGCUCACAUACUUCCGCAGAUAUAUGACCGAACACCUCAUGAAAGCUGGUGCGUCGGUGCCAGUGAGAGAGAGCGACGGGCUGUCUCGGUUGCCGCAUCUGCACCAAUGGUUCAGGACCACACUCGCAGUCAUUAUGUACCUCACAAACGGCACGCUACAGAUAAACUUCCAAGACCACACAAAGAUAAUCCUGUGCCCGCUCAUGCAAGCGGUCACAUACAUCGACGUGGACAAGAACUUCCGAACAUUCCGUUUCACUACCAUAGAAGAGAAGGGCUGUGACAAGAAGCUUUACACUAACCUCACGUACGCGCUAGAAAAAAUAAACAGUGUACUCGCCAACAAACUGUGCUAGCCUCAGUGCAGCUCUCACUGAGGACACACAAGUAAACAUUAUUAUUUAAAUGAAUUAUGAUAAGAUGUCCAAGAAGGACAUAUUCUCGAAGACUAGUGUUCUAGGGUUAGUACACUUCCAGAAGUGAUGUGGACAGAGCCCUUUAUUUAAUCCUUUCUAGUUUAUUCGUGAUUUUUAUAACACUUUGUCACAAUAAAUCAACUUUGGUAUAUAUUUUACUACUUACUUGGAUGUUAUAGUUUUAAUUUCCACAAUACAUUUAUUUAUUAGAAUAGUUAUCACUGAACUUGUGUAAGUUGAUGGCUGGUUGCACUUGCUAUGCAGGUGUAUAUUAUGUGCUCACUUUACCAGCAGAACAUAUUGAAAAUGUCAAUAGUACAAAAUCUUAUGGACUAGAUGGAUAGUGCCGGCUCGACGUCGGUUUGACAGGCUCGUUAGGGACAGGGUGUAGUUUGUCAGUGCCUUCGAGUUUAGUUAGUUACAAUAAGUUAAAUUUUGGUUGAUUUCAUACUUUUUAAAAUUAUAGCGACGCACAUGACUGAGGGACCGAGUGCGUGGUUGCUGAUCAUUUGGAGCUUUUUAUUUAGUUUUUAACACUAUAUUUUUAUAACAUUUGUUUCUGUGCUUCAGUUGCAUCGGAGAUAAAUUUCUUGAGGGUUUCUUAAUUAAUUAAUUGGUACAGUUCAUGACAGAUGUGCUUAUUUGUAUUGAACAUGAUUGUAAAAUGUGUAUGUUAAAGAAGUUAAAAUGUCAGUAUUAGAGCAGAUUCGAUGGUGUUGAAGCACUGCCAAUUUGUAACUUCAAAGUUCUGAGGUUUGUUACCUCCUGUAAAAUAACAGAUUUGACAAUAAAGAUAUGAGUAAAACCUG
This is a messenger RNA of Pectinophora gossypiella (pink bollworm), 3029 nucleotides long. RefSeq names its product serine/threonine-protein kinase polo (gene polo). The transcript has 13 exons. Gene Ontology annotation, molecular function: ATP binding; protein serine/threonine kinase activity; protein binding. Lineage: Eukaryota; Metazoa; Arthropoda; Insecta; Lepidoptera; Gelechiidae. Gene Ontology annotation, cellular component: spindle pole; centrosome; nucleus. The record is from RefSeq and is a predicted model, not a curated record. Bases 343 to 2160 code for a protein of 605 amino acids. Gene Ontology annotation, biological process: protein phosphorylation; regulation of cytokinesis; mitotic cell cycle.